UUCAAUCAACAUAGCCAUCUAUUUAUUUUGGUUACCUGGGUAACGUCGGUAAUGCCAAACAUACAUGUAUUGUUAUUUCAUUUUAUAAUAAUAAAAAUCUUUCAAUAUUGCUAAAAUUAUUGCUAUUAAUAAAAAUGAGUGAUAUAAAUAGUUCCAAACGAAAAAAGAAACCGAGGAGCAGUAAAUCCAAAUCGAGUGGCUCCAAAUCAACUGGAGGAACAAGAAGUAGAGACAGAACUAUUAAAUCGCGUCCAUCUACUGAAUAUCGACAGAAUGAAGAAGAUGUGCAAUAUAUGUUGGGAAAUACAAGCUUUCAUCUUGACUUCAGUUCCCAAUCAGAUAGUACAACACGUAGUAUGGACUUCUUUUGUGGCACUACGUACACAGCUGAAACAACUGCAGCUCAACAUACAUUGGAUAAAACCUUUAGUGUUAAGUCAACAGAACAGGACGAGUUAACUGAUGAGACAACCGAAACAUUUGCUGAAAGUGAAAAAGUAUCUUAUGACAAUGAAUUACUUAAGAUUGAAAAAUUUACCUCAUCUCAAUCCUCGCCAAUAAAUAAUCAACAGACAGUCUCCACAUUUAUACAGAUCGAUGCAAAGGAUGAGAAAAUAACCUGCACGCUGAUAUCUACAAAAUAUUAUCGCAAUGCAGAUUUGUUUUACAAGCCCAGUGCUCUUCUCAAUAUGAAUAUCACAUUAACCAAUGAUAUUGAUGUGAGAAAACUAACUCCACAGACCAGGCGUUUACUGAAUCGAUACUUUGAGGAAGCUAAGGCUGUGGAUAAAAAAAUCUCAAAUGAAAUUGUUAUGAAAUUAAGUAAAACACCAAAAAAUAAUGAACGAAUUUUCAUCAAAGACGCUAACCAACUAUAUCGUACACUUUGUGAGCAUAAAUUUAAACCUGUAUUUUGCGUUCCUACUCUACAGGUGUUGGAGAUACCCACACGUAAAUUUAUAAAAAUACACAUACGAGAUAUACGUUUUACUGCACAUCCACAAAUAUACGAAGAACAUCGCAUAGCAAAUCAUCUGGAAGAUUUAUACAAACAAUAUGUACGUCUUCUCAAUGAAAACUUGUGUGAGAAGUUAGAGUCUGAACUCAAUAUUGAACGGAAAAUAGUAAAUAAUUUGUUAAAGCGGGAGUCUUCGGUGUCAGCUUCAAAACAAAGAUCACCCUAUACUCAGACCAAACCGGUACAUAGUUUGGAGCAACGUUUACGAUACAUUAAAGAACUGCGUGAGAGGCUUUUUGAAGCGGAAGCUGAAAGAAAAGAUUUAGUCAAAGAGAUCUUAAAUGUUUGGCUUAAUUUGAAAAAUACACGCAAGGAACAGGAAUAUCAGUACACACGUUUAAGAUUGCGUUUAAGAGUAGAAAAGCCUAGUGAUAUUGCUGCGGAAAUUGACAAAUGGAACAAACGUUUUGAGACUGAUCUGAGUGAAGUUUACCGUGAGCAACUGGAAAAAUUUUAUUGUGCUAAACGUUUAUAUAAAAAAAAUGAUUAUGAUCAAUCAAAUCAAAAGCCACCACGCAAGCCAAAUAUUGAUAAAGUUACGAUGGAAUUAAGAAAGAUAUAUGCAAAAAGUUUUAAUGGACCUGAAGAACCUAAAAUCACUAUUUUACAAAGUUUUCUUAGCGAUGAGGAAUUCUACGAAAUUUCUCCACAACAUACUAAACUGAAAAGUUAUUCUAUUAAAAUAUUUUUUGAUGAGGAAUUUGUUGGGGAAACUCGAACUUAUCGUCUAGAACCAGAUCUUAACUUGCAGAUUAAUGAAGCAAUUGGAAUUUUAGUCGAACGACGUUUACCAAAAGAUAUUAAAAUUUCUCUGUAUGAAAAGACAAGACUUGCACCUUCAAAAAAGUUGGCAAGUGUGACCAAUAGUUUUUUGACUUUCUUCACAAAAUCAAAGCAAAAAGAAACGAGUACACAGUAUUUCGAAUUUUCCUCUCUCAAACAGCCAAUAGCAGGACGUAUAAGUUUAAAUUUUCAAUGUGAUGAAGAACAGCAUAGUCAAGACCUAAUAAUUCCAUUAAAAUAUAAUGCAGAAGUAAGAAAAGAUCUCACUAAGGUAUGCAGCGACAAGGAAUGCAGUGAAAGCGACGAAGGUAAUGAAAAGGAACAGGAAUCAGAACAGAAAAAUAACGUAACAACCUGUACAUUUGAAGAAACAAUAUUACAGUUCUGUUCUAUCGAUGAAAUCGAAAACAAUCCACGUUUUCGCCUCCUACAUUCGAGAUAUCUUAAAAAUGAUUCCCGCACUAAAGACUUACAUUUAGUGCCUUCAUUAGAUAAUGAGUUAGAGUUCGAUUGGGAGGCACAGAAUGAGAAUGUUAUUGAGCAUGGAAAUUGGAUGGAUGCAAUUGAUUUAUUUAAGCACAGAGGUAAAAAAUAUUUAAGAAAUCUUUACACAGCAAUAGAUAAUCAGUGCUCGCGUUUAACCAAACUUAUGGAAAAUGCUGAAAAUCCACUUAUAGGCGAUGAACCAGCUACAUGGAGUGGUUUCUUUCGUGCUAUAUCAUUAAUAUUUAAUCCCAAACGUCCGCUGAAUCCGAUUAGAACAGAUGUGCCAAUUAGUACUACAGUACCAUUGACUGCGGAUGCAAGUCAAAAUUUUAAAAUAAUUUUAAAUGUGGUGCGCGCUACAGGUAUUCCAAUCCGUAGUGAUUUACUGUAUAACCUUGAUAGUCGCGAAUUGAGUACUAAUAGUAGCACACAUCUAUUUGUCACACAGAAUCUAAAAUAUUCCAAUGUCAGACCUUUCAUAACUUUAAGUUACAAAGAUAAAUUCUGUCGCUCUCUCACGGCUGAAGGUUCUAAUCCCACAUGGAAUGAGCAAUUAAUUCUGCAAGCAAGUGGCAAUUUAAGCGAUCAGCGAGAUGAUAUUAAAAUAUCACUUUUUGAUGAAUUAAUUGAGCAACACACUAACGAUGAUCCGCUCUCAGUAAGACAUAUGGACAUGUAUCAAAGAAUACAAACGAAUUGGUUGGGUGAAUACAGAAUACCAAUACAUGCACUUCUGACGAAUAAAAAGUUUGAGGGCGGUUGUGAGCUAAAUACACCAAAAAUUUUACUAGGUUAUAAACGUCCUAGUUUGGAAAAUAUUACAACUUUAAAUGAUACGAGUUUAACAAUAGAUCAAUAUCCAGAAAUCAAAGAGAAUAUACGAUUGUGGUUUUAUAUAAGCAUUGAACCAGUAUUUCAUUUACCACAAAUAAGAACCUUCUGCUUAGAAUGUGUAGAGUUAGUGGAAGUCCGCCAAUUUCUCCAUGAAUGUGGUUUACAAAUGAAAGAAUUACAGCUACCCCGUUUUAUAGAACCGCUCAUUUGUAGUGCGGAUGGUAAACUUAUGUGCAUUACUAGACUAUUGGAACCAAUACCGCUACCAGUUACGGAAAGUCAAAAUUUAUUAGAAAGUAUCUGUCGUUUUGUAUCCCUAUUAAGUACAUUGAAAUGUAAUGAUGCUUAUAUGAGUUUUAAAGGUGUAUGGUUAAGUAAUCAGUUAUUAUUAGACUCCACAUGGGGCUCAACAAAAGAUUUGGGAGUGUUAUUGUGCAACUAUUUCUUGACUAUUGGCAUUAAAUGUUGGCUAGUGUUAGGAUUAGCGAAUCCAUAUGGUGAAAGUACUUUUGUGCUAUAUAGACUAGAUGAAGGUGAUUUAAUGCUAGCAGAUCCUUGCACUGGUAAACGUUAUUACGUGAAAGAUGUCUUUUGUCCUUUAUACAAGAUUAAUUUCGUGAUUAAUCAGAAAAAUAUCUAUUUUAAUAUACAGUCAGAAACUCGAGUUUCUAUGACAAACUUUAAUUUCAACGAUUCGUCCUGUUGGUUUACACUAUUCAACAAGAAGAAUCCCGCACCAUUAGGUGGAGUUCAACAACUUAAUUAUAAAUAUAUUGAUACAUUCAAUACAGUAGAAUUACGAAAAAAUAUAGAACGCAAAAUUAUCAAAAAAAUAAACUCUUGGAGGACAGUGCAUAAAACUAUUUGGAAUAGAGGAUUCCAGAACCGUUUAUAUGCAAUACUUCAACAAUUGGAACAAGAGGUUACAUUUGGUAAUAAUUCAUAUAACGAUUCACACCAGACUGAACAUUUAUUUUCGGACAUUCCCAAUCACAGAAUAUAUGGAUUCACUCUUAACUUUUCAUACACAAAUCUGGCAUCAAUCUCAGAUCGUAUCAAAUCAACUUGUAUUCAUUUAAAUACAGAUAGAGAUGUAGAAUUUUCUUUAGCAGUACACAUUCAUGCCUAUUCGAACAACGUCCUGUCGAUAUGGGUUUUUUUAAUAUCUAUAACACCUCUAUCAUAAUGUAAUAUGGGAAAAACUAAAAAAUAUACGAAUGAGACAUAUCACAACACAAACAUAAUCACAAUGAAGCGAUAAAGAACUGACUUAGACCAAUUUAAAUAAGCUAAACUGAUAAAGAAAUCGUAUCGUCCGAUAGACGUUCAAUUUUUGCGCUUCCACAAAUAGUCCACAGUCGGAACCGAAAUGUUUACGUAGAAACAAGUGCUGUUUGUUGUGAAAAGAUAUAAUUGCGAAUAUUAUUUUAUUAAGUUCAAUAAUAUUUUUUAAAGACUAUUUAAAGCAGUACGAAUCUUUAAAAAAUGAGAUAUCAAAUAAUUGGAGAAAUUAAAAACAAAACUGAAAAAGUUAUACGCUACAUAAAAUGGCUCUACAUGCUUUACGAAUUGAAUACACAUCUCUCCAUUUGUGAACCUUGGGAAAAAGUUUUUAUUAAUUUGCUCUUUUUGACGGUGUUCAUAAUAGUUUUUUAUGCAACAUUUAUUUUCAUACCGAGCUAUUGGACAACUUUUGUAAAGUACAUGACGCCAUAUACCCGAAAUCUGAUUGGCAUGGAGCGCGAUACAUUAUUCAUAGAAACCUAAUAAAAUUAUAACCGAUUAUAUAUUCCUUUUUUUACAUAUAAA
Messenger RNA from Teleopsis dalmanni, 4930 nucleotides. RefSeq names its product coiled-coil and C2 domain-containing protein 2A (gene Cc2d2a). NCBI's taxonomy places the organism in Eukaryota, Metazoa, Arthropoda, Insecta, Diptera, Diopsidae. The record is from RefSeq and is a predicted model, not a curated record. The transcript is spliced from 12 exons. Gene Ontology annotation, biological process: non-motile cilium assembly; protein localization to ciliary transition zone. The coding region runs from base 135 to 4307 and encodes 1390 amino acids. Gene Ontology annotation, cellular component: ciliary transition zone.